ACUACUGAAAAUAAUUUUGUGAGCACGUAUUUUUUACCGCGUAUAUAUUUUUCAAUGUAAUUCUGUCGAUUGUGGAAAUUCGCGGAUUCGACAUUCCCGUGCGUUUGCGAUUUCGGGUUGAGAAAAACUGCAAUACUUUGAGAUGCCGGAAGAACGCGAUCUACCUCCCGGUGUCCAACCUAAACGUGAUCUUGCGAAAGAGGCAAAGUUUAAAUCUGAAGAGAUAAAAGAAACCUUUCCUGUGAUUGAAUUCAAGAGCAAAUUUAAUCCUCUAUAUUUUGUUGGCUCUUUAGUUGACUUUUUCUACGCCAAACCUAUUGUUGCAGUUCAAGGUCUAUUGGAAAACUUUCGAGGACCAAGUAACAGAAUUUAUUAUCAUCGUAAAUUUAGGAGAGUUCCUGAAAUAUGGGAAUGCGAAUUGAAUGACAGCACAUGCGUUUACGAAGCUGAAAUACAAUUUAGACGUGACAAACUUGUGGAAACAGAAAUACUUGAAAUUUUAAAGAAGGACAUGGAAACUUGUUGCCAUUCUAAUCCUAUCGUAUAUGGUGACGUGUGUGAACCUCUCAUCAAAGAAUACAAGGAAAUGAAAAAAAAUUGGAUGAUUAAAUAUGGAGAUCUUGCUCAUACGUUGAGCGCAAGAUCAGUACUCAACAAACAAAAGAACAGGCUCAUAGAGACCCGUUAUAAAGAGCGGGUGGGAUUGAAUGCAGACCUUGAAUGGCUCUAUGAUGAUGUUCCUCUUUCUCGAUUCAGUUGAAAAUAUUUUUCUUUAGUUUGUUUUUGCUUAUAAAUAAAUCUUCUCCCCAAGUGGCCAGACA
This is a messenger RNA of Styela clava, 821 nucleotides long. Its product is annotated as NADH dehydrogenase [ubiquinone] 1 beta subcomplex subunit 10-like. The record is from RefSeq and is a predicted model, not a curated record. Gene Ontology annotation, cellular component: respiratory chain complex I. Lineage: Eukaryota; Metazoa; Chordata; Ascidiacea; Stolidobranchia; Styelidae.